Messenger RNA from Fusarium vanettenii 77-13-4, 1002 nucleotides. RefSeq lists its product as uncharacterized. Lineage: Eukaryota; Fungi; Ascomycota; Sordariomycetes; Hypocreales; Nectriaceae. The record is from RefSeq and is a predicted model, not a curated record. The transcript has 2 exons. Bases 1 to 1002 code for a protein of 333 amino acids.
AUGCUUCGGCUCAAGAUUGUCGUGUGUGUGUUAGUAGCGGGUGUAACAGGGGCGGCAUGCCUGUUGGUUUACAACUCCGAGCAACACGAAGAUCAGAGCGCCCGGUUCGUUGACGACAAAGGCUACGAUAGCCUAGAAGAACAGAACGACCCAUCCUCCGACCAAGAGAACCGCGAAAGUUCCGAGAACAAGCCCAAGGGAGAGCCUGUAUGGCUCCUGCGACACAUCGACGACGAAGGUGACCCCAGGCAGUGGGCACUCUACAUGUUUGGGAGAGUAUACGAGCUUCGUGUCGUACGAAAUGCGCCCUUCCGCUACUCAAUCAUUUGUUCUCCACGAUUCGAAGCGCACGUCACCGACGGUGUCCGACUAUAUCCGAAAACUGGCUUCCAUUAUGUGAGCCCAGAGAGACCCUGUGUGGGAGGUACUCCUGAGCUUCACAUGACCUACUAUCUUGCUGGUUGCUACAUCUGCAUGGUUGGGAGGACACGCUUGACACCGGAUGAGGUUCAGCAAGCUUUUAGCAUGGUCAAGGACGACUUUGGAGUGUUCAUUGCCACUUUUCUUUGCCAGAGCUUCCUCGACAAGUUUCUUAAGAAGAUCAUUGCAAGAAGGGAUCGAGCCUCCCGCAGAAAGAAGUCUAUCAAGCAAGUUAUCACAGGCAAGCGAUUGACCAUGUUCAACCCCAGGCCAAAGAAAAGAGGCCGUCAGAGCCAGGUGAACCAUGGUGGACUGUUUCAGGGACUGGAGACAACGGUCUUGGAAUCGCAAACGAAACCAGAUUCUGCGCAAGAUUGUGAUCAGGCGAGACAGCGAACAGACAUCAUCAGCAUGCGGGCAAGUUUCAGUCUUCCUAAGCAUUGCCACUCUAACACGUGGAAACAACUUAUCAGACCCAGUCAAAGGGCUUCCAAGCGGUUAUUGAUUCAGGAUUCUGAGGAGGCUUAUGUUCGACGGGAGUGUGGCGUUUGCGUUUUGCUCGCUGGCCAGUGUGGGAGUUGA